CAAAAAUGGAAAAGAGGGGUUUAAUAUAAGGCAGCUGCGACAUUUUUUCUCUUUUGUGUGUGUGUGUGUUGUAUCAGGACUCUUUCUCUUUUAUGAAAUUGUGGAGGAACUGGGAAAAAGACCACUGCGAAAAUCCUUCCUUGACCCCUGUUGGUUGCUUCUUUCACAAGGACCCUUUUCUCUGAUAAAUAGCGAGAAGAAGGGGAAGAAAGGAGAGGAAAAGGAAGGGAACAAAAGAGUAUUAUUCAGCUCCAGAAAACAAGAAAACGCAGACCCAUCAUCAGAUACAUAGAGAAUAUUGACCUAAUCACAAUUUAUUGAUUGCAGAUUUUUGCGGCGGGGAUUGAUUGAUUGGUUGCGUUUGGGUUUUGUGGGAAUUGGGGGUUUGUCGGCGGCGGUGAAGUUGCGAUUUUUCCGACGAACUAUUCUCGGAGGUCGUUGAAAAAUCUGAGCUUUGCUGGUGGGUCGGGUCGGGUGAAAUUGGGUGUUUUAAGGUGGGAGUGGAGUGGGUUUUGGGAAUCUUAUAAGAGGGGAAUUGUGAAAUUGGGGUUUUGGAGGUUUUGAAUAUGGGGUUUUAAGACUGGUUUGAAGUUGGGGGGGGGGGGGGGGGGGUUGUAUUGAAUAUUGAUAAGAUCUUUCUUUGGAUUUGCUGAGAUUUGGGUUGCUUUGGAUCAUUUGAGGGGUGGGUAUGUUUCGAUAUACAUAAAGUUUCUGUUUUGAUUGUUGAUUUUGUGGAUCAGGGCUGGAGAUUGCGGCGUGGCAAGAGUUUAAGGUGGUUUGAUAAUUGUUUAUUUGGUGAGGAGUUGUGGAAUUGGGGGAGAAGAUGAGUUCAAAUGUGUUGUCUGGUGCAGUUCAAAAUGGGAAGCUCUUAGUUCACAUUGCCGAGAACGGGCAAUCGUUUGAGCUCAGUUGCAAUGGAUAUACGCUCGUUGAAAACGUGCAGGAAUACCUGGAAUCGGUGAGCGGGAUUCCCUCGAAUGAUCAUCUUCUCUUGUGCCAGGAUGUGAAACUGGAGCCUCGGUGCCCCCUCUCGACUUACAAGCUCCCAUCGGACGAUCAAGAAGUGUUCUUGUUCAACAAAUCAAGAAUGCGGAGCAAUGCACCACCUCCAGCCCCCGAGCAAGUCGAGAAAAUCGACAUUCCUGAUCCCCCGUUGCCCACCGCUACCCACGAUCCCCACCCGUUGGAUGAUGCUUCGGAUCCUGCCCUAAAAGCCUUGCCCUCGUACGAGAGGCAGUUCAGGUACCACUUCCACUGCGGAAACGCCAUUUACACGCUUUCGCAAGUGAAAAUCGAGGCCUGUGAGAGGCUUUUAAAAGCUCAGAAGGUGCAGGAGAGAGCUAUGGGGAUUGCUAGGGGAAAUCUUGAUCAUUUCUACGGGAUGAUACAGCAAAACUAUGGUGAAUUCUUGAAAUGCUACUCGCAGCAGCAUCGGAGCCACUCUAAUCUGAUAACGAAUUUCGGGAGGGAUAUAGAGAGGUUGAGAUCUUGCAAACUCCAUCCAUCCUUAGAAACUGGCAACCGGAAAUGCUUGCUGGACUUUGUGAAGGAAGAGAACUUGCAUAAGUUGGUAGAGGAUUGUAACAGUUCCCACCUGCAGUUCGAUAAUAAGGUUUCCGAAUUUAAGCAGGAAUUCGGAGAGCUAGAGAACAAUGCCAAGCAAUUAUUUUCGAGCAAGGCUUCUGAUAUUAUCAGGGAUCUGGAACAGACCAUCCGAGACCAUCAGAAGUAUCUCAGUGAGCAAAAGAGCAUAAUGCAGGCUUUGAGUAAAGAUGUGAAUAUGGUAAAAAGGCUCGUGGAUGAUUGCCUCACUGGCCAGUCGUCAUCCUCUCUUCGUCCUCAUGAUGCGGUUUCUGCCUUGGGUCCCAUGUACGAAAGCCACGAGAAAAUUUAUCUCCGCAAGAUGCAGGAUUGUGAUCGAAGAAUCACGGGUUUGCUUGAUUUCUGCAAGGAUAAAAAGAACGAAACGAACCUAUUUGUGCAUAAUUAUAUGCAAAAGAUAGCAUAUAUCCAGUAUAUGAUCAAGGAUAUACGGUGCAAAUUCUCCGUCUUCCAGGAGGCUUUGAAGCGUCAGAGUGAUCUUUUUGAACACCUUAGAGUGGUUCGUGGAAUCGGUCCUGCAUAUAGAGCGUGCCUUGCGGAGGUUGUAAGAAGGAAAGCUUCGAUGAAGCUCUAUAUGGGGAUGGCGGGACAAUUGGCUGAACGGCUCGCGACCAAGAGGGAAGCGGAAAUUCGUAGGCGAGAGGAGUUCCUUAAAGUUCACAGUUCAUACAUUCCGAGGGAUGUUUUGUUUUCGAUGGGAUUGUAUGAUACCCCUAGCCAGUGUGACGUGAAUAUAAGUCCUUUCGAUACCAAGUUGCUCGAUAUUGAUAUCUCGGUGCUCGAUCGUUAUGCUCCUGAGUAUUUGAUGGGACUAUCAUACAGAGGCGAGAAGCAUUCGGGUCUCAAGAGUUCGUUUUCCAUGUCUAACGAUGGCUCACAAUCGGCCGAAAUCGAUGAAUGUGCCUUUGAAUUUUCUGAGAAGGUCGAUUCCGAGGGUUCGGAGUUUCUAGAUAUCGCUGGAACCAGCAAGAUGGAGGUCGAGAAUGCGAAACUAAGAGCGGAACUUGCUUCUAAGAUAGCCGUGAUUUGUUCCAUUAGCCCUGAAUUCGAUUACGAAUCUCUCGACGAUAGUAAAAUCGAUAGUUUUCGAAAAGAUAUCCGGGAGAAAACCUCCGAAGCCCUACGUCUGAAAGACGAGUACGAAAAACACCUCCAAUCUAUGCUGAAGACGAAACAAAUGCAGUGUGAAUCGUACGAGAAACGAAUCCAGGAAUUGGAGCAGCGAUUAUCGGAUCAUUACUCGCAAGGCCAUAAGCAUUCUGCCGAUGAGGGCACGUCGAACUUAACCGCUUCGGCUGCGAAGAACGACGGUAGCAAAUCCGAGAUAUCGGGCGUUGGAGAAGCCGCUAUGGAUGAGUUUUCGUGUGCCUCUAGUUCAUUAGAUAAACCGGGGCUUCUCUCCAAACAGAGAAAGGCGGCACAAGAAGCAUUGUACGAUAAUAUGACGGAUUCUUCCAGUACGAUUAACCCGCAAUUGGAUUCAUCUAUGCUCGAUCCUCACCGUGAUGAAGAACACGAGCACUUCUCUGACAAGGAUGCAAAAGAGACGGUGGAUGUGGCUGUGUCGAUCCCGUCAAGUUCUAUGGUUUUGAGUGUGUCUCAGCCUUCGAACGUUUUACCUUCUGAAGCAGCAGCUGAACCCGACAUGGAUUCGAAAGUAAGUGCCGAUCUGGUUCUCGAGUUGCAAAACGCACUUGCUGAAAAAUCAAGCGAGUUGAACGAAGCAGAGAAUGAGCUCGGGAUGUUGAGAGAAAAGGUCGCCAAGCUUAACAUGGAGUUGGAGAACAAGAGGCAGCUCCUCGAUGAAUCUCAGAUGAAUUGUGCCCACUUGGAGAAUUGUCUUCACGAGGCAAGGGAGGAAGCUCAAACCCAUCUUUGUGCGGCCGAUCGAAGGGCCUCGGAGUAUAGUGCACUGCGUGCUUCUGCUGUAAAAAUGCGUAGCCUCUUCGAAAGAUUGAGAACUUGUAUUUUAUCGGGCGGGACAGCUGGUUUUGCCGAGUCCCUACGUGCUUUAUCUCAGUCUUUGGCAAAUUCUAUUAAUGAAAAGGAGGAUGAUAGCACCGCUGAGUUCCGAGAAUGUGUCCGGGUGCUCGCUGAGAAAGUUGCUGCAUUGUCGAGGAACCGAGCAGAGCUGCUUGAAAGGUGUUCGAAUUCCGAAACUGCAAAUAAGCAGCUAACGAAGGAGGUUGAAGAGAAGAAAGAGCUCGUCAACGCCCUCUAUAAAAAACAUCAACUCGAGAAGCAGGCGAACAAAGAGAAGAUAUGUUUUGCUCGGCUCGAAGUUCACGAGAUUGCAGCAUUCGUGCUCAACUCAGCGGGAUACUACGAGGCAAUCAACCGCCACUGCCCCCGCUAUUACCUCUCUGCAGAAUCGGUGGCCUUGUUCACCAACCAUCUCCCGAGCCGCCCAAGCUACGUUGUCGGGCAGAUUGUGCACAUAGAACGACAGAUCGUGAGGGCCCCACCCUCGCCCUCGACUCAAGCUGACCACCACCACGAUAGAGAUCGAGUAGUAGGAGAUUCAUUGAUGUCCGAUGCAGGAACGAGCCGGUUGUCGUCCUUGAAUUCAGGAACAACUUCAACAACGCCUUAUGGUCUCCCUGUUGGGUGCGAGUUCUUCAUCGUGACAGUCGCCAUGUUACCCGAUACAUCAUCAUCGACCAUUCGUUCCCAAUCAUCGUCCCCUUCCUGAUCGCGCUAACCGGCAAAUUGGAAAUGAUGGAAGCUAACUGUUCUGGUGUAAAUACCACCAUAUUACAAGAACCCAUAAUGGGGAUUCUUAUGAUUAGCUUGAUUUCCCACUGUACAGUUCAAUCUAGCUCCCCCCAAAUUGAUCAUGGAAACUCUACUUGUACAUACAAUCAAUCCCCUUUUCUUCUAAAUUGUCACUUUGUGAAUAUCUCUUCUCUUGGUUUCUUCAUUUCUUGCAGUUCUGAUCUUU
This is a messenger RNA of Ipomoea nil (Japanese morning glory), 4543 nucleotides long. Its product is annotated as autophagy-related protein 11. Gene Ontology annotation, biological process: piecemeal microautophagy of the nucleus; autophagy of peroxisome; autophagosome assembly. The transcript has 6 exons. Lineage: Eukaryota; Viridiplantae; Streptophyta; Magnoliopsida; Solanales; Convolvulaceae. The record is from RefSeq and is a predicted model, not a curated record. Gene Ontology annotation, molecular function: protein kinase binding; molecular adaptor activity. Gene Ontology annotation, cellular component: extrinsic component of membrane; Atg1/ULK1 kinase complex; phagophore assembly site membrane. The coding region runs from base 824 to 4294 and encodes 1156 amino acids.